Messenger RNA from Akanthomyces muscarius, 597 nucleotides. RefSeq lists its product as uncharacterized. Bases 1 to 597 code for a protein of 198 amino acids. NCBI's taxonomy places the organism in Eukaryota, Fungi, Ascomycota, Sordariomycetes, Hypocreales, Cordycipitaceae. The transcript is spliced from 6 exons. The record is from RefSeq and is a predicted model, not a curated record.
AUGAUCUCCAAAACGAAAAAGCGUUCGCGUGCAACAGUAGAGGACAAGCGCGCUGACUGCCCUUUCGAACUUCACGUUGCCUCGUUCCCUGUAGCACGUACCGGGAAGAAUGGAAGGCCCUCGAAGAAUAGGAGUAAGCCUGUGAAUAGGAACGACGAAAAGACCACCAAGGCGAAUUCGUUGUUUCAGCCCCCACUGUUUGCGCCUACUGGCAAAUUUCGCUCUGACGCGACAAUGGGCGUCUACUACCACAUCGAGCCACGACAGGACUGGACUAGCAUGACCCGAUACCAUAGCUUCGUUCUGAACAGUGUGAAAUAUCUAAGUGGUGAAUUUGUCUUUGUGGCCAAUGACAAUUAUCCUCGAAGUUCGCGCCCUAGACGAGCGCCAUGUUAUGCACGCGUCUGCUGGAUGUACUCCCCCGAUGAGCUGCCUGCAGGACGUCGGCCGUACUACGGCAAGAACGAAAUCAUUCUAACCCUAACCCUCGAAUCACCUGGAUAUUAUCAAUGUUUUGAGCAUAGCGUUCGACUGUGGCACAUCACAGCUGUCUGCUAUUGCUCUCAUUUGCACAUGUCGAACACCCGCCCACCCUGA